This is a messenger RNA of Hyaloperonospora brassicae, 1245 nucleotides long. Lineage: Eukaryota; Oomycota; Peronosporomycetes; Peronosporales; Peronosporaceae. The record is from the annotation of a GenBank genome assembly.
AUGGCACAAUUAGUUACACAAGGAGAAGGAGGAGAACGUGCGCUUUCUAACGAUGUGCUGGUGGGUCGAAACGGAUCCGUAGAAGCUGUCGAAGGGGCUGUUCAACGCUGCAAAGACGCCGUUGAGGGUUCGCUGGAUGCCGAGACUCCGACAAAGCUCUUGGAGGCGCCUCUUUGUACGACCAGCACUAGUACUGCGAGUGGGGAUAGUGAUGAUGAGUUUGCUGUGAGGUAUUCCGCGGCUCAGCUAAAGGCCAAAGUAGCGCAGGCCAAGUACGAGGUCAAGCUGGCGAUGGACGCCGAGCUGCUGGCCGUUCGGAAGGAGCUGGUCGAGCGGCGCUACGAAGUUUUGGAAUGUGCGCGCGAGAGAGACAAAGUCACGGCUCAGUGUGAAGCCCUUCAGAAGAGACUGGAUGCUGUGCUGCACGAAAACAAGCAGAUGGCGAGUGGCACGCGCGAGGAUCUCCAGCUGGAGAAGCUCUUGGCGACGCUGGACGUAGAGAAAGCUACGCGGCAAAAGCUGCAGCAAGACUUUGAGAAGCAGCGACGAGAGCUGCUGCUAGCCAAAGACCGAGUGGAGAAACUCGAUCUGCAGAUCGCCAACUAUCAAAAGACGGAGACGGUGCUAGCUCAGUCCGUCGCGCACCUGCAACAUCGCUUCACGAUGAAAGACCAGCAGCGCGCAGUAUCAGCGGAGCACGUACAGCGAGAGUUGAUUGAGAAGUACGAGCAGGACAUGGCAGCGCUUCGUGAGGAGCUGGCAACUGCUCGACGUACGGAGAAAAUGGGCCGGGAACAAGUGCAAGAGCUCCAAAAGGAGCUUCACGUGGUGCGUGAUAAUGUGCGGCAAGCGUCAGUUUCUACCGAUCACGUCGUCGCACGCGAACGUGAACUGCAGGACAUGGUCGCACAGCUGGAGAUGGAGAAAACGGAGCUCCAGUACAAGGCAGAGCAAGCACAGAAAGCAAAUGCUCAGCUUCGCAGCCAGCUCAGUGCCCAGCGUGAGGAGCUCUCGUCGUUGCGGCAUGAGAAAGAAGGGCUGCAGCGAGACAACAAAGAAUUGGGUGAGAUAGCCAGCGACCUGAUGCAAAUGGCCGAGAGGCAGUACGCUGAGAACGUGAAGCGCGGUACCGCCCCUGCAAGAUCGACAGAUAACUCCGUAGUUGACACAACUGGAAACAUUCACGAAGAGGACGGCAUCUUUCUGCGAAAGCGGAAAAAGCGCUUACGUUUGUCUCUCGGCUAA